UAGCCAAUGGUACACAGCACAAAUCUUCUCUUCUUUAAUAAUUUUUAGAAACACAAAUAAAAGUUUAGUUAAUUUUUUAAGCCCAGCAAAAAAAUGGGUUGUGCUCAAGCAGCCAUGCUGAUCCUCCUACUAGCAACGGCUAUCGCCUCUUGUGCCACGUCCAUGGACAUUGACAUGUCCGUCGUUUCCUAUGACGAUAACCACCACCUGACAGCCGGUCCAGGCCAUCGCCAGGGUGCCUUCGACGCUGAGGCCACCUUGAUGUUCGAGUCAUGGAUGAUCAAACAUGGGAAAGUGUACGAGUCUGUUGCAGAGAAGGAACGGCGUUUAACAAUUUUUGAGGACAACCUCCGUUUUAUCACUAACCGGAACGCUGAGAAUCUCAGUUAUCGGCUAGGUUUGAACCGGUUUGCCGAUUUAUCUCUCCAUGAGUACGGGCAGAUUUGCCACGGGGCUGAUGCAAGACCUACUAGGAACCAUGUCUUCAUGACUACUAGCAACCGAUACAAGACUAGUGCUGGUGAUGUGCUUCCUAAGUCCGUUGACUGGAGAAACGAAGGUGCAGUGACUGAAGUCAAAGAUCAAGGCCAUUGCAGGAGUUGUUGGGCUUUCUCCACUGUGGGAGCCGUGGAAGGCUUAAACAAGAUUGUGACGGACGAGUUGGUCACUUUGUCUGAGCAAGAUUUGAUCAAUUGUAACAAAGAAAACAAUGGUUGCGGAGGAGGCAAAGUCGAGGCUGCCUAUGAGUUCAUUAUGAACAACGGCGGUCUUGGUACCGACAACGAGUAUCCUUACAAAGCUGUUAACGGAGUAUGUGAUGGCCGCCUCAAGGGAAACAACAAUAAUGUUAUGAUUGAUGGAUAUGAGAAUUUGCCUGCAAACGAUGAAUCUGCUCUCAUGAAAGCGGUUGCUCACCAACCUGUGACUGCCGUUGUCGAUUCCAGCAGCCGAGAGUUUCAGCUUUAUGAAUCGGGAGUAUUCGACGGAACAUGCGGAACAAAUCUAAACCAUGGUGUUGUUGUGAUCGGGUAUGGAACUGAGAACGGUCGUGACUACUGGCUCGUGAAAAACUCGAGGGGGAACACAUGGGGGGAAGCUGGCUACAUGAAGAUGGCUCGCAACAUUGUCAAUCCAAGAGGCUUAUGUGGCAUUGCGAUGCGCGCUUCAUACCCUCUCAAGAGCUCGUUAUCUACCGAAAAAAGCUCCAUCGCUUAAUAAUAUAAACUAAGUGUAUGGUAUGCAAGGGAUCGGAUCGAGUGAGCCAACAACUUUAUUCGACUUUGAUGGAAAAAAUAAUGUAGUCGACUGGUUUGGUUUGGUUUUGUUAUAUAUCUUGCAUUUGUAUUGGGGUCAAUGUUUGGAGUUUGUAUAAUAUGUAUGGACAUUUCUUUGAGUCCACUGAUGAAUGAUUUCCGUUUUGCCAAAAAAUUCUUG
Molecule: messenger RNA, 1434 nt
Organism: Camelina sativa (false flax)
Lineage: Eukaryota; Viridiplantae; Streptophyta; Magnoliopsida; Brassicales; Brassicaceae
Source: RefSeq, a predicted model, not a curated record